Molecule: messenger RNA, 9030 nt
Organism: Malaya genurostris
Lineage: Eukaryota; Metazoa; Arthropoda; Insecta; Diptera; Culicidae
Gene: sr
Product: serine-rich adhesin for platelets
Exons: 6
Coding region: 1045-4254 (1069 amino acids)
Biological process (GO): regulation of transcription by RNA polymerase II
Molecular function (GO): RNA polymerase II cis-regulatory region sequence-specific DNA binding; DNA-binding transcription factor activity, RNA polymerase II-specific
Source: RefSeq, a predicted model, not a curated record
CAAACGAUUUUGUGUUUCUCUCGAGAUCGUUUUAGACCUAAUUUCCGCCGCCUCACGGUUCAAUCUGUUACUUAAGUUCCCGCAAAGGAAAACUCGACAAGCGAAUUUCGAUAAGGCUGCAAACGAACGCUAAAAACAAAAAAAUCUUUCGAAUAACAAACUGUAGAAAAUAGAAGCGACAACCAUCAUCGAAACGGUAAUUUCCUGUGUGUGUGGUGAUCGAAACGACCAACGAAUUCGACAACGGCCGGAAUUUUGAAGCAGCUUCCGGUAGUUAUUUUAUUUUUAUUAGCACUGCACAUCAUUCAUCCGAAUUGACGCUUUGGAUGCAGAAGUUUUAUUUUUUUCUUCCAUUCUGUGCUAGUGGCAAAGCAGUAGUUUACUAAUAAUCUCAGUUUAUGUCAGUGGUAAAAAUAACCUGGUGACACAAGCGAUUUUCUGUGUGAGAGACAUUUCUCCGGAUUGCGUACUAUUUGUGUGUACUACUGUGAGGGUGUUGGUGGUGACUUUAGCGGGACGCUGCCGGUGGAAGAAACCGUCGGAACUUUGUGUUUUUUGUUAGAAUAAUUAUACUACCAUCAUCGAAAACUAUGAAGAAUACGACUUAUCGACUAAUCGAAGAAAUAGUUCUAACAACUGGCCAUUUUUUCCAACAAACACUCGAAGUGGUAAGCAGAAACUAGUAUACUUUGGAAAUUGUCAUAGCAACACUAGUUUAGAAUCAAAAUAGUGUCUAAUUAAUCGAAUGAUUCUUCAACGUUUGUAUGUGAGUGAAUCGUAACUGUCGUCAUACGUGUUCUUAAUGUGAUCACCGUGAAGUGUCUGAUAAAACCAAACAGGUGCAAUUAUUCUUACGGUAGUAUAGUGUAGUGAUUUUUACGUACCGAUCCUGUUCGCGGAAGAAAAAGAAUAAUUUUCCAACCUCAACCGAAAACUACAGCAAGCAGUGUGAUAUGGAGAUCAUGUCGAUUGUCUGCCGUUGGUUUUUGAUUUUUUGUUUUGUUUCCUUCUGUUCCGAGCACGCUUCCGUCAACGGCCCCAAAAAUGCUCGCUAUGCGUCGUGAAAGUGACCAAAUCUACAACGUCAGUAGUGCCAGUGCAAUCAAUCACACCAGUAUCUACAAUCAGCACUUGAUUCCGUCCCACGCCAUCGGUAGUGGCACCGAUCCCGGUAGCAGCUCAGAGCAUACCACCAACAGUGCCCUGUCGUCGUCCCACCUGAGUAACACCAGUGACAACAGCAGUGCUAAUGCUAGUGCUAGUGCUAGUGCAAAUCAUAGUUCGGUUAGUGUAAUAGACGGUGAUUCGUCAAGUGCUUGCGGAACCAGUGGUUCCACGGUUCAAUCACAACUAACAGCGCCUUAUCAUCAUCAUCACCAUCAUCACCACCAUCACUACCAGUCGCAGCAGUCACAACAUCAGACUGGUCAGCAUCACACCGUAGGCCACAGCUUCAACGGUUUCGGAAGUCUGAGCGGCGUUGCGCCGAACGCCUACGGCAGCUACAACAACUACGGAACUGGAAUUACCAAUCGUUCCAACCCGAACGCCAGCUUAGACGAGUACGUGGAUAUCCUACAGGUUCAACAACUGUUGCUGGAAAACUCAUCCAAUCCCUCCCCAUCUGGCUCAAUCACUUCAACUAUCAACAAUCACAACUUGCCAUCCAACACCACAACUACUGCAACCUCAUCCCUUCCAGUGAGCACUUCGUCCACUGUAGCCACAAAUUCCUCCUUCUCGUUAUCAUCCCCACUCAUACUCAACGGAAGCUCUAAAAACCGACCCAAAGUUAACCUUCAAAAAGCCUCCGAGUACUCAGCAGCAGCAGCAGCCGCCGCCGCCGCAGCAGCAGCAGCGAAUCAGCUUCAAGGCGAAUCACCGUCCAAGCGGUUGCUGUUUGAUUAUCCGAGUCCAUAUUUGUAUGGUAAUUAUCAUCCGUCGCCGAGUGACGAUCUGGUCGCUUUAUGGUUUGGAAGUAACGGAGCAGGUGGCGUUGCCCCUGGACCACCGGCAGCUGCCAUGAUCAUGGAAGGGCUAGAAACCUUGGUUGCGCCAUCGCAUCACACAUUCCUACUGACCGAAUCAGCUGCUGCGGCACACUUCAACGUGCUCAGCUUCGAUACCUGCGGCCUGUUCAAGACCGCAGCCACCACAACGUCGUUGGGAUUGAACAACAACAACUCCGCAACACCCAACAACAAUCACCAUCAUCUGUAUCAUCCGUAUCAUCAUCAGACGCACACGGCUGCCACUCACCACAGCCAAACGGUCAAUCAUCAGAAUCAGCAACACACGGUGCAAACUUCCUCCACCACCGCUAACAGCAGCAGCAGCAGCAGCAGCAGCAGCAACAUCAGCACUUCAACCCCAUCCUCCUCCAUUUCGACACAAGCAACAUCUACGUCAACCUCCUGCUCGACCAGCAACUCCCACCAUCCCCAUUUGAGCCUCCUAAGUACCACUGCGACCAGUGGCCAUCACUCUUCCGAUUCCAACCUGCAUCAGUCAUCCGAGGAUCACUCCCAAUCGCAAAGUGACGCUCAAACCGGAGAUCUCAACACUCCCGUCACGACCUCCGGGGACAUUCCGUCCUUCUUCGGACCGUCCACCGUCGUCGAGCCACCACCGAUUACAGGAUCAAUUGAAUCGGACGAUCUCUCGCUGGAACCGCAAACCGUUUCCAGUCCGUGCGCAAGCCUGUGCAGCCCGACAAAACAGGAACGCAGUACCCCACAAUCGGUGGUCAUUGAGGAGGAAGCUAGCAACACCAGCAGCAACGCCAUGUACCCGUCGUCCUCGUCGCACCACCAGCAGGCUACGCAGUCCUCAUCACAUCACAGCAACAGCGGUAGCCAGGAAAUGCAUCACGAUCAAUCGGUUGAAAAUGAGGAGAGUAAAAUCUCGUACCGAGGAAUAUUUACCACCACCUCUGGGGUCGGUAUGGGCGGCCUCCAGACAGCAACCGGUUCGCAGCUCUCGAUUAUGUCCGGUCAGAUGUCACCUACUUCCGGGCUGAGUGGUUGGGGUUUACCCAGUCCCGAUAAGAAUCUAUUUCAGCCACCAAUGUUUGGACUGCUCGGUCCCGGACCACAAAGUUCAGCCCAAGCUCACUUUGCUGCCGCUCAACAAUCGGCCAUCAGCUCUGCUCAAACACCUUCCCCAGCCGGACAUCAUCAGCACUCAUCCCAUCACUACGGUACCGAUGAGCGGUCGCAUCAAUCCGUUGAGCUGCUCGGACUUAACAUGGAUUGUCCAAGCAUCAUUCUCAAACAACCGCCCAGCUACGCCAGCUGUGUUUCGUCUCUGGACAUGCAAGCUCAGCAGCAGCAGCAGGCCCAAGAAAUGCAUCAAUACUCCCGCAGUCAAAGCUUGAGCAUGGGUCAAACCCCGAAAUAUCAGUGGCUUGAUUCACCGGUAGAAUACGGCAGUCCACAGCAUAGUGUUGUUAUUCCGGGACCGUCUUCCUCCUCGUCGGUGGGCAUUAUUCCCAAGCAAGAGCCCUAUACCUCCCAGUGUCCAGACGUCAGUCAACUCAGUCAGCUAACACCUCAGCAGCAAGCUCAGUACGCAGUGCAACUCGCCGAGUACAAUCCCUCUACCAGCAAAGGGCACGAGAUUCUCAAUCAGGUGUACCAGCAAAGCCCGAUGCCACUGAAGCUAGUCCCGGUUAAACCACGGAAAUAUCCUAACCGACCCAGCAAAACUCCGGUUCAUGAGCGGCCGUAUGCCUGUCCUGUCGAAAACUGUGACCGCAGAUUCUCCCGGUCCGAUGAACUCACCAGACAUAUCAGAAUACACACCGGCCAGAAGCCGUUCCAGUGUCGGAUUUGCAUGCGCUCAUUCAGCCGUUCGGAUCAUCUCACGACCCACAUCCGGACGCACACCGGCGAAAAACCGUUCUCCUGCGACAUUUGUGGCCGUAAAUUUGCUCGUUCCGACGAGAAGAAACGUCACGCUAAGGUUCACCUUAAACAACGGAUAAAGAAGGAAAAGAACUCCCACGGCAGCAGUAGUAGCAGUAGUGCAAACAAUAGCAGUAGCGCAAGUGGCAGCCAUCAUCAUCAUCAACAACAACAGCAGCAGCAGCAACAGUCACAACAACAUCAUCACCAUGUCUCAGCUACCCAACAGCAGCAGCAACAGCAACAUCAUCAUCACCAUCACCAAGCCAGCCUACACUCGCAUCACCUUCUGCACGAAGACAUCAACGGUAUCCCAAUUGUGUCCUCAUCCAGUGCGGCUGGCUUGUAGACCGAACUACCGUCGAUCGACGUAAUGCGUUUGAAUGACCCCCAGAUCGAGCUAGUGCACGAUGACCCGUUCAUGGGUUACAUCGAGACGGCUCGAGCUGGUGCUUCCGGAGUAGCCCGUAGCAGUAGCACCCAACCGAACCGACCGACAUCAGCCGUCCUGCUGGACAUUGCCGAAGAGGAUACACCCGUACUCUCCUCCGCCGGCGAUGACGAGGAAGACGUAGACGUUGGUGAGAACAGCCGACCGAUUCCCGAGCCGCAAUCUUCUGGCAGCAAUCCUGACCCAAGCGCAGUUAGUGUUAGUGGUAACCGGGACGAACCCGCCAAUGACGAGCCCCAGGCCGUCAUCGGCGAUCAGUCGAUUGUGAUCGUUCUGUUGGUUGAGUAAGUAGCCUCGUGGUGCGACACGUACAAGACGAAUACUGUUCAAAUCUCAAAAGGUGCCAAAAUAAGUGCAACAGCAAAUUAUCAGCAUACGAAAUUGACAGAAGCAAAACAAAUAUCAUUCAACGCGCAAACUUCGUUCGACACGCCUACUGUUCGAAAAAUCAGACCUCCUGUCUGCAUACAGUGAUGCAUCGCGGAAAUGUCACAUGUGCCAAAUGAUGAACCACGAGUUACGAAAGAAAAGCAACCUUUGUUCACGUUAAAAGCCACUACUGACUACUUCCGGAUGCAAAACUGUACUGCAAACAUACACACACAUAGACACAACAAAACCAAUGAACAAGAAAAGGUAAACACACAUACAAAUGAAAAUAAAUUCUACUAAAAUAAAAACGAAAUGCUAGAGAUAUUUUACCGCGAAAUUUAGAAACUCUUCAAUUCGACUCGCUGUACUUUCAUACCAGCACGUGAUCACACCACUGACUAAUAUAAAUGUUGCCACACACAUACACACUCACAUAUACAAUUAUUUCGCGCACGAACACGGUUAAUCUCACAAAAUGAAAACACGUAUACGUAUAUUAGACGUUGAUGAAUGAUUCAUGUUGUUUGAAUGUUUCACCAAAGGAGUAUUUUUCCAAUUCGAACAUUUUUCUAAAUCUGAUCAGACUAAUGUGUGUUAGCCUUAGGAUCGAUUCGUCGCAACCUUUUCACAUACGAACAACACCCCGACACUUACGCAAACAGUGAGCACCUAUUUUGGUCUGAUAGGUGCGUACCGUGCAAGAAUACAAACACACACACCUACACAAACACACACACACUCACACAAAAGCACAGACAAAUGAUUCAAGAAAGGCGAGAUUGUUCUUUACUACAAUUUUAUCUCUAAACACUGUGAUCUCAAUUUAUAAGUAACAGAGAACGAAAAAAUAGACUUUUUAAUAAAAAAAAAAUUAGCUAUACUGUAAAUGAGAAGAAAGAAUUUACGCUAUAAAAUCGAAUACAAGAAGAUGUAACACUUUUGGUGCAAUGCCUGGUUGACAAAACAAAAACAAAGUUUUCUGAAAACACUGCUAGAGGCAAGGAACCUACUGUGAACCGUACUAACUUCGAGUAGUUGUCAUCAUGACACUGCGAGGAACUAAAUUAAGCGAGUAUAGAUGCCACACAUUACUACUUCUGUAGCAUAUAAAACAUACACAUCAAGUGGAAAACAAUGAAAAUCACUUCGAAAGUAACGAAAUUCAUUCGGCGGACGUCCGCCGAUUCAAAAAAAAAAAAGUUCUUAAAAAGAAUAGGAAUCAUACUAAACCGUACUAAACCAAGCAUCAUUGAAGAGAAACACUGUAGUUAGGAAAGUAUUUUUCUAAAAUAAUUAAGUAAAUAUGUUACUGAUACAAACAAAACACACAAAGUGCAAGAUCGACGACAAUCCGGAGGUUGUUGUUUCCCGCUAGACUCCUGCAAGAAGCUUCUGUUUAGUUGAUUUUUCUUUUUGUAUAAUACCGAGCUGAGCAACUUUCCCUCUCUCUCUCUAGAAUGAAUGUGCUGCCAUAUUAAGAUAAUUAUUAGUUGCUUCCGAAUUGAGAUGAAAGAUAUCGCAUUUUUUUUAUUGCUUCUGUUUUAUUUCCUGUACAUUUCAAAAACUGUAUAGUCCCACAGUUCUGCCAGUGCCAUUAGUAAAUCACGUUUCCCCAGAGACGUUUAUAGUUUCGUGUUGAGCUUGCCAUGAACUUUGAGAUUCCACCGAUCGAGAAACGACUCUUUCUAGAGAGUUCUCUUAUUACUCUUUUUUUUUGUUAAGUUCCAGUGCUAGUCUGAGUGCUUCUAGGUUAAGAAUUAGAUACAUGAGAGUGAAUGCAAGCAAGUUUCGUCAGAAACUGGUAGGAGAGAAAAUACUACUAUUAAAUAAAAGAUGAAUCGAAUACAUAUUUUACAGAAGCAUAACCAAUUAAACAAAAUCACAAUUACAGAAAGCGAGUUAAGCAAGUUUAAGCAAACUAUUAGAAUCAAAACCCUUCUUUCUUUCAAAAUAACACAGUAAGGAACGAAAAGGCUUUAAUUAAUUAACAAUAGACGUUAAGCGAAUGUUGAGAAAAGUUUUGACAAGAAAAAAAAAGUUAUUAAAAAUAUUUUGCCAAAUAACACAAAUUUUGUUAUAUUUUACGACCUCUUUUUGUUCCGCGUUUGUUUUCUCGCCCUGAUUCCUUCCAUUUUUUUAUUCUUGUUUUCGAUGCUGUAUUUAUUUCUUUAUCUUUUAUUAUAGACAUUAAUGAUCUACUGUUAAGCAAAGUUUUCUAAUAAAAAUAAAUCAUACAUUCCACAAAACUUUUCGGUUGUUUUUGUUUCUUCCUAACUUAUCCGCUAAUGCUCCGUUGGACAGUUUUUGUUCCGCCUUCUUUCGUUCUAUGUACAACAGCGCAUGCUAUCAUUUGUUACGUUUCCGUUUCGUUUUCGUAUCGUUUGGCAGCCACGCACACACACACACGGACGCAGUCCACAUCAAGAGUGUGCAGUGGUGCCAGAUCGAAUAACCCUUAGAACAAAACAGAAUCAUGGUGCAAACAAUCUUCAGAUCAAAUUUACAAGUGAAAUUUUGGUGCAGGACCUGUCAUUUUUCGUAGACCGUACGAGAAAAAUUCCUAAAACAAACCGAUGAAGAUGGAUUUCACGAUCGAUGAGAUUGAGCGAAGUAAAGUGGCUUCUGUUUUUUACAUCUUUUUAGAGAUACCAGCAGCCGUAUUUAGACUAGGAAAACAUCAAAAUAGAUCAGACAAAAAAAACAUUGCUGCACAUAAAACCGUAGUGAAAGCUAACUUUACAGGUUAAUAUGGCCUUAGAAAUUAAAGAUCUAGAGGUUGAUCCGCCAGCAAAAAAAAAAAAGUAGUGGCCCCGAAUUCCCGGGUAAAAUCUGAGUAUUCGGGAUACAUUUGCCCUUCAACUCGGCCUAUACGACACUAACUGCAGUUGUUAAGCAAAAAGGGAAAUCGUAUACAAUUUAACCCAAUCAUCGCAUUUCGAUUUUCAGUUCUAUGGUGGUCUUCACCGGAGUGGGUACUUCAUGCAUACAGGUAUAGAAUAUGGUUCAAAUCAGUACGAAUGUUGAUGAAGUGAUAGAGAUAAAGCAAAUUUGACACGAAAAAAGAUCGGUUUAUGAACAGUCUUUUUUCCGAUCUGAAAAAAAAAACAAAAAGCACAAACAACAGCAACGAAAGACCUUAUGCAUCAAAUGCUCACGAGCGGAGAUAUUCUCCGACAGAAGAAAAAAGAUACCUUUAUUUGAUUGUUACUUAACAUGAUUCGACAGUUGUAGACUAUUUGGAAUGAAAAGAUUGCUAGAAUAUUUAGGUAAUCGGCAUUAUAUAACCUUAUCAGCUUAUCGAGCUGUAGCUGAACCGUUUAUUUAUUAGGAUAUUUUAUUAAAAGUGUUUAUAUAAGGAGAACUAUUCAUUUUUCACUAGAUAGAAUCAAUUUUAAGACUCUCUCAAUUGGUGAAUAUACAAUAAAUCAUUGAAUCACACUUCUAUUAAAUAGAAUCAAAAACUAAACGAAGAAAUCGAACAAUAAUGGGGAGAUUGAACGCCUCGUAUUUCGCGCGGCAAAUGUAUCUUCGUUAAAAAGCUUCUCAGUUCAAAGAAAAAAUUACAGAUCUUUUCAUCGAAACUUCAUGUUACAAUAAAACCAUCAUAAUAAGGGACAGAGCAGUACAAAUCUUUUGCAGAUUAUAAAAUACAAAAAUUAAACGCAUCAAAAGAAUCUUUUACAUCAGAAUGGCCGUUUCUGAUACAAAGCAAAAACCAUUGCGACUCUUAUUGACCAGCAAGGACAAAUGUCUUAUUUUCGGAAAUUAUUCGUGAUUUUCAUAAGAAGAAAUCACAAACGGAAAAAAAACAUACAAAUGUUAGCGUAAUUAGAUGUAUUUAUCUUCUAUUUAUUAUGUAGUACAGACAAGAACAAAUCGUUCGUGAAACGAACCGUUUAUCUUUAACUAUAAGAAGAUCGGAGAUAAUAUGGCAUAGGAAAAUCCUUUAUUCGCUAUUAUUCUGAGGAGACAAAAUGGACGAAAAACUUGCAAAAAAAAAACAUAAAUUGAUGUGCAAUCUAAAAUACUCGUUAGGACGGAAGAAACUGUGAAACACUUCCAUUUCCAUACCAAGCGAAGCACAGUCUAAUCAUUAUGGUUAAGUAUAAAAUGCAGAAAUCUGGUUGUAAAUCUAUCUCUCUUACGAUUAAACACAAACAAACACACAUACAUUAUAUUUAUAAGACUCGAGCAUAUUUUUCUAAGUUCAUCUCUUUUUAAUUGUUUCCCAGUACCAGAACAGUUUGUAACAAAAUCAUACUGUAUAAUCAUGGAAUAAAUUGAAAAUAUUGUUGGAAGGAA